This is a messenger RNA of Sitophilus oryzae (rice weevil), 4265 nucleotides long. RefSeq names its product ubiquitin-like modifier-activating enzyme 1 (gene Uba1). Gene Ontology annotation, molecular function: SUMO activating enzyme activity. The coding region runs from base 641 to 3823 and encodes 1060 amino acids. Gene Ontology annotation, biological process: protein sumoylation. Lineage: Eukaryota; Metazoa; Arthropoda; Insecta; Coleoptera; Curculionidae. The record is from RefSeq and is a predicted model, not a curated record. Gene Ontology annotation, cellular component: SUMO activating enzyme complex; cytoplasm. The transcript has 14 exons.
AAAUUAGCAAGUGUCAGUUGAAAGUUGCAGUUAAUUAUUAAGAAAAUAAGUCAUUCAGAGUUUCGGGAAAAGAUAUUCAAACAAAGAAUUCAAACAAAGUUUAGGAAGUUUGUUUGUUUUGAGCGUUUCUAUUGGUGACCUUAAAUGCCCAAGCGCCGACGCAAAUUUUCCCACAAGCGCAAAACAGUUCGGUGUUUUCCAGAAGAAACUUCGACAACUAUUUUCCCUGUGCAAAACUCCGUAUUUUUACUCAGAAUAUAAGUACGUUUGAAACAUUAUUCAUAAACGCCCAACAGAUAUGUUUACAAUUCAUUCAUUACUUACAAUAAUCCUAAAGUAUUAUAGAUAACUGACAAAGUGGAUCAAAGUCAUUUUUGAACUACGAUAUCUAUUUGAGAUUAUUAUAUUCAAAGGAACUCAUUAUUAUUUAAAUAAAUAAGUUUUUGAAUUCCAUUUAUAUUUGACGGGCGCUCAAAUUAGACAGUUCGGAAAAAUAAUCGCGCUUGCGCAGUUCGAUCCCGUUUUCUUUGUUCGAAAGCUCGCAUGUUCGCUGGCCGGUUUUGCAUGUUGAUUUUUUCACGAAAAUUACGAACACACUGCCAAAAGGGAGGAAAUUAAUUAAAGUGUUCUUUCGUGUCCGAUGUCUAGUGCUGAUACGGCAGAUAGCUCCGUCGAUCCCCCAUCAAAAAAGCGGAAGCUAGAUACAAGCGGUUCCAUUGAUAUGGCGAACAACGGAGUAGCCUCUGGCUCGCAAGCACAGAAUAAUGCAGCUGAAAUCGAUGAGGGCUUGUAUUCUAGACAACUUUAUGUGUUGGGUCAUGAUGCCAUGCGACGUAUGGCAUCAAGCGACGUCCUUAUAUCUGGUUUAGGUGGCUUAGGUGUUGAAGUUGCAAAAAAUGUGAUUUUAGGUGGUGUUAAGUCAGUUACCAUACACGAUGAAAAACAGGUAUCCAUAACUGACUUUAGUUCUCAGUUUUUCUUUGUACCAGAAGACACAGGUAAAAAUCGUGCUGAAGUUGUUUGUAAGAAGUUGUCUGAGCUGAACAAUUAUGUUCCAACUCGUUCGUACACUGGACCCCUCAAUGAGGAUUAUAUUAAGAAGUUUAGUGUAGUAGUGUUAACUGAUUCGACCAGAGCAGAACAAUUAAGAAUUAGCGAAGUAACUCAUGCUAAUAAUAUUGCCCUAAUUGUGGCAGAUACGAAAGGGUUGUUUGCCCAAGUAUUUUGUGAUUUUGGUGACAGUUUCACUGUAGUAGAUACGAAUGGGGAGCCUGUGGUUUCAGCUAUGAUUGCUGAUAUUAGUACUGAUAAAGAAAGUGUUGUUACUUGCAUUGAUGACACAAGACACGGUAUGGAAGAUGGAGACUAUGUCACAUUUUCUGAAGUACAGGGUAUGACAGAACUAAACGGUUGUGCACCAAAAAAAAUUAAGGUGCUGGGACCAUACACAUUCAGUAUUGGAGAUACUACAGGUUUUUCAAAAUAUGAGAGAGGUGGUAUAGCUACUCAAGUAAAAAUGCCCAAAGAAUUGAGUUUCAAGUCUCUGAAAGAAUCGUUAGAAAACCCAGAAUUUGUUAUUACAGAUUUUGCCAAAUUUGACCAUCCAUCUCAACUGCAUCUUGCUUUUAGUACUUUGCAUAAUUAUGUAGAAAGAAACAAGAAAUUACCUAAACCGUGGAGUUCUGAGGAUGCUUCACAGUUUUUAUCUAUUGCUAAAACACUAGUUAGUGGUGAUACAGAAGUAAACACUGAAUUGUUGGACCUUUUUGCAAAGACUUCUGCUGGUGAGCUAAAUCCAAUAAACGCUACUAUAGGAGGUAUAGUCGCCCAAGAAGUGAUGAAAGCAUGUUCUGGCAAGUUCCAUCCAAUCUUACAAUGGCUGUACUUUGACGCCAUUGAAUGUUUACCAUCCGAUCCAAAAGACAGAUUACUUAUUACAGAAGAGGAUGCAGCACCGACAGGCAGUAGAUAUGAUAGUCAAAUAGCAGUGUUUGGCAAAGAGUUCCAAAAGAAAAUCAAUUCACUGAAAUACCUUAUUGUGGGUGCCGGAGCUAUUGGAUGUGAACUUUUGAAAAAUUUCUCCAUGAUGGGUGUGGGAUCUGACAAUGGUCAGAUUUUUAUAACCGACAUGGACUUAAUCGAGAAAUCUAACUUGAAUAGGCAAUUCUUAUUCCGACCUCAUGAUGUACAGAAGUCAAAAUCAGUCUGUGCAGCCAAGGCUGCAAAGAAGAUGAACGACCAAAUAAAUGUGAUCGCCCACGAAAAUCGAGUCGGUCCCGAAACCGAGAGCAUUUAUGAUGAUGACUUCUUUGAAAAUUUAGACGGUGUUGCCAACGCUUUAGAUAAUGUUGAUGCCAGGAUAUACAUGGACAGAAGGUGCGUUUAUUACCGAAAACCUUUGCUCGAAUCUGGCACAUUAGGAACAAAAGGAAACGUCCAAGUUGUAGUUCCGUUCCUCACUGAAUCCUACAGUUCGUCCCAGGACCCUCCAGAAAAAAGCAUUCCCAUCUGCACCUUAAAGAAUUUCCCCAACGCCAUCGAACACACGUUACAAUGGGCGAGGGACGCAUUUGAAGGGCUGUUCAGACAGAGUGCAGAGAACGCUUCUCAGUAUCUUACAGAUCCCGAUUUUAUCGAGAGGACUGUCAAGUUGCCGGGUGUACAGCCAUUGGAAACGUUGGAAUCUGUCAAAGCAGCUUUGGUUGAUGAUAGGCCCAAGUCGUUCGAAGAGUGUAUUGUUUGGGCUCGAAAACAUUGGCAGGACCAAUAUCACAAUCAAAUCAGUCAGCUGCUCUACAAUUUUCCACCAGAUCAGCUCACAAGUACCGGUCAGUUGUUCUGGUCCGGUCCAAAACGUUGUCCAGUACCACUCACCUUUGACAUAAAUGACACGUUACACUUGGAUUACGUCAUAGCCGCUGCAAAUCUGAAGGCGCAGGUGUAUGGGAUUCCCACGAAUAGGGAUAGAGCGUAUAUCGCAGGAGUGGCUUCAAAAGUUGAGGUCCCACCGUUCGUACCAAAAUCCGGCGUUAAAAUUGCCGUAACCGACUCACAAAUGGCAGCAAACGGCAACAGCAUCGACAUGGACCGCAUUACCCAGCUCAGAGGUGAGCUACCUCCUCCCGAAGAAGUCGCAGGUUUAGUGCUGACUCCUCUGGACUUCGAAAAAGACGACGACAGCAAUUUCCACAUGGACUUCAUCGUUGCAGCGUCGAAUUUAAGAGCGGCGAACUAUAAAAUUCCUCCAGCCGAUAGACACAAAUCUAAGCUGAUCGCAGGUAAAAUUAUUCCUGCUAUCGCAACAACAACGUCCGUCGUAGCCGGUCUAGCCUGCUUGGAACUGUACAAGUUGGCUCGUUCAUUGAAGAGUCUCGAACCGUUUAAAAACGGUUUCGUCAAUUUGGCGUUACCGUUCUUUGGAUUUAGCGAACCGAUCGCAGCGCCGCAGAUGGAAUACUGCGGAAACAAGUGGACCUUAUGGGACAGAUUCGAGGUCCAGGGCGAGAUGACCUUGGCAGAGUUUCUACAAUAUUUCCAGGAUAAACAUGGUUUGGAAAUCACGAUGCUUUCUCAAGGUGUCUGCAUGCUGUACUCCUUCUUCAUGCAGAAAGCUAAAGCACAAGAACGUCUCGGCCUGACCAUGUCUGAAGUGGUCAAGCGAGUAUCGAAGAAGAGAAUUGAGCCUCACGUUAGAGCGCUAGUGUUCGAACUGUGCUGCAACGAUGCCGACGGCAACGACGUAGAAGUGCCCUACGUCAAAUAUAACCUGGGCCCCAAGGAACGAGACUCCUCCGACUGCAACAGUGUGAAUAAGAUAUGGUGAUUUACUAUGCUUUGUGAGAUAUUCUUGGAAUUGAGAUUUUUUUCUUUUUUUUUCGGUCUUUAACGCCUUCUCUCUCAAUUUACAUAUAUGUGUAAACUUAAAAAAAGUAUAUUUAUGUCAAUCGAUGUCCAGUUUUUUGACAUAAAUGUAUUAACCACUUAAACACGAUAUAUUAUUUUAUUUUAAACAGCCUAGCACUAGAAAUCAGGGAUGGGCGUGUCACUUAUCAUAAAAGUAUUAAAAUCUAAAAACAAGCUAAAAAAGAAUGACCAAACAGUAAAAUAAUUAAAAUAUCUUCUGUAGAAGGGUCACUAACAGCCAACACCGUUUUUGAAGAAGCUUUACUAACUCUUUGGACGUAAGUUUUUUACGUUUUGACACAAAACUUAAAAACCUACAUAGUUUUUUACAUUUACAAAAUUACUUUUUACGUGUAAUAAAC